AUGGAACGUAACUUAAGUGUCGAUGAACAAAUGGUGCCGUUUAAGGGUACCCUUUCAGUAAAACAAUAUAUGAAAGGGAAGCCAUGUCCUUGGGGCAUAAAAAUAUAUGUACUUGCAGGACAAAGUGGUACAGUUUAUGAUUUUUUAUUGUAUCAAGGUGCAUCUACUGAAAUAAAUUCUGAUUUACAAAAGCAAUUUGGAAUUGGUGGUGCAACUGUAUUGCAAUUAACAGAAGGAGUAAAAAAAAAUUCUCAUUUCUUAUAUUUUGAUAAUUUUUUCUCUUCGUUUCAAUUAUUUGAACGACUUUAUCAUAAAGGAAUUAAUGCAGCUAGAACAAUAAGGAUAAAUCGUUUUGCUAAUCCACCUUUUUUGGCAGAUAAAAUAAUAUCAAAAAUGGGACGUGGAACAUCUUACGAAAUAAAAUCUAAAAAAAUCAAUAACUUUUCUUUAGGCAUAUUGAAAUGGUACGAUAAUAAACCAGUAAAUAUAGCUUCUAAUUUUAUUACAUCUGGUGAAGUUGAAAUUAUAAAACGCUGGGACAAAAAAAAUAAGUUAUAUGUAGAAAUAGAAAGACCGGAAAUUAUAACUUUAUAUAACAAAUCAAUGGGUGGCGUUGACAAAAUCGAUCAACUUAUAAGUACAUAUAGGACAUUUAUAAAAUCAAAAAAAUGGACUCUACGACUUAUAGUACAUGCUUUUGAUAUGGUAAUAGCUAAUUGUUGGAUUCAAUAUUUAAAAGAUGCAAAGUAUUUCAACAUUCAAAAAAAUAAAAUCCUAGAUUUGUUACAUUUUCGGCUGCAGUUAGCUAAUGAAAUAAUAAAUUGUCAUAAACUAACAACACCAAAAAGAAAAGGCAAACCUAGUAAUACUUCUACUGAUAGGAGUUCAAGAUGUUCAUCUAAUUCUGAAGAUGUAUGCACACAGUUAUCUCCGCAAACAAAUAAAAAAUUAAGAACUGAUAGACCUAUACCUCCCGAUGCAGUAAGAUACGAUACAAUAGAUCAUUUGCCUAGUGUUGAUAACUUGAAAAAUCCUACGAAAUGCAAGCAUCCAAAAUGUUCACAAAAACAUCGAACACACUUUUUUUGUGAAAAGUGUAAAGUACACUUGUGUUUGRCUUCAGGAAGAAAUUGUUUUGCUGAUUUCCAUAUCAAUAAAUAA
Messenger RNA from Diuraphis noxia (Russian wheat aphid), 1161 nucleotides. RefSeq names its product piggyBac transposable element-derived protein 3-like. The record is from RefSeq and is a predicted model, not a curated record. NCBI's taxonomy places the organism in Eukaryota, Metazoa, Arthropoda, Insecta, Hemiptera, Aphididae.